AUGAAAGCUACCAAAUCAUCGACGGUGACACUGAAACAACUCAAGCGCGAGUCCAAAUCAUUUGAGGCGUCACAACAAGCAUUCCUCAUAGCGCUCUUGAACAUCAACGGAUAUGGAAUUCGAGUCAAACGGCCGGAGAGACGAUCGCAGAAGACACUGCAACUCCUCUUGAUUGACCAAAUUACUUGCGAAGACGGAAUCAUUCCUUUCGAACAGGAGAUCGACGACCAGAGCGCGAUGCACGCCAAGUACGAGUUGGAGAAGUUUGGAUACACCGACUUGCAGCCUAAAGACAUCGACGCGAUUGGAACGGUCUGUGGCAAUGGGAGGUACGACCAAGAGAAAUUGAAACAAGUCAAGAGGCACCGAGACGCGAAUAGAUCGGCGUUGGGAUUUUCUUAUUUACUUCGAAUGGCGGAGGGGAUUGGGUACAAUUUCAAGAGACGAUCGACGAAGCCCGCCAAGCUUACAGUGAAGAUGGAAAAGAUCUGUAGUAUGUCUGGGAGGCUCAACGUCGGGUUGACGGAGAUUAAGAAUGUCGGAGAAGAAGUGAACAAGUUGGUCUUCACUCGGUUUGACAAAGCGUGUAGUUCCGUAGAUUUGUUGCCGAUGGACAAAGAGAUUAUGGACAUUUGGAAUAAAGCAACAGUCAAAUUGGUCAGAAGAACGUCGGUGGUGUCCGAACCGAUUAAAGCGGAACCAUUUGUGAAACCGGAACCAAGUCUUGGUGCGCAAUCGAUGUGCUCGAAUUACUCUGGCUUCACGGGAUUCUCUGGAUUUACAGGACUUGGGUCAACUGGUGCGUGGGAUAAUACCGCGAUGAGCGUUGUGAACGCAGUACCUGGUGUAGAGGUCGAACAACAAAUGAUGGUGCCGAGUUAUCAACAACAACCCCAAAUGGUGUACCAAGACGAAAAUGGGAUGUACUAUGGGCGUCAAACCAUUGCCCCAUUUACUUUGGGACAAGUGAACCCGAUACCAUACAUACCCACCCAAGGCUCGAACAACGCGGCGAAUGACAAUUUUGUGUUUACGAAUAUGGACUACCCAAGACAACAAGAAGAGAACUACGUUAAUGACACAGGAUUUGUCACGUUCACGACUCAAAACGGCGGGAAUUAA
Entamoeba invadens IP1 is the source of this 1122-nucleotide messenger RNA. RefSeq lists its product as hypothetical. The coding region runs from base 1 to 1122 and encodes 373 amino acids. The transcript has a single exon. The record is from RefSeq and is a predicted model, not a curated record. NCBI's taxonomy places the organism in Eukaryota, Evosea, Mastigamoebida, Endamoebidae.